AUGGCAGGCUCAAAGGAAACCCAACGGAUCGAAGAGUCUUUGGAACUACAGGAGAUCGAUAAGGACAUCUUCAAAUCGAUCAAACUCUGGAAAUUUACUCGUGGUGUGGGCGCUUUCGGGGGAAAUAUCAUCGCUCAAGCUGCACAUGCGGCAACCAAGACUGUCCAGAUCGGUUAUCAUCUCCACUCUCUUCAUUGCUACUUUAUCAGCUUUGGGGAUGUGGACCUACCGACCGGAAUCAUCUAUCUGGUCGACCGGAUCCGAGAUGGGAAAUCAUAUGCGACCCGAGCAGUCAAAGCCAUCCAAAGAUCACGCUGCAUCUUCACCCUGCUCAUCUCGUUCCAUAAACCGGAACUCAACCAAAAAGUCCUGGAACCCAAGAUCGAUCUCGACCCGAUCACUCCUCCUGAAGAGUGCCAACCCGUCGAAACUAGACUCCAGAAUUACGUGAACGAAAACAAGGCCUCUUUCAAGCCGAAAAUGCUCGAGUAUCUCGAACGCGAGAUCGAAGAGAAUAGGCUGAAUGCAAUCGAACAUCGAAAUACGAGAUUAAAGAAAUUCGAUCAGUCUUCUAAUCCCGAUACGUCGGAGUCAUACUGGUUUCGAUCACGGGCCAAGAUCCGAUCCGAUCCCGCGUACCAAAAGCUAGUAUUGGCAUACGCUUCAGAUUUUCGGUUCAUUGGCACUGUUAGUAAAGCCAUGGGCUUGAACCUCCCGGGGGGGCCGAGAGCGUCGAUGCUGGCUUCACUAGAUCACUCUAUGUUUUUCUAUGACCAUGAUUUCGACGUUAGCGACUGGAUGCUAUACAAGAUGGAUGCUGAGUCUGGGAAGGAUGGACGAGGGCUGGUGAUAGGCCGGAUCUAUGCGCGUGAUGGCAGACUACUCGCAGUCUGUACUCAGGAAGGUGUGGUGCGGGUAGAAGCAGAAGGCACCAAAGUCGCACCUAAACUCUAA
Messenger RNA from Puccinia triticina, 954 nucleotides. RefSeq lists its product as uncharacterized. The transcript is spliced from 7 exons. The record is from RefSeq and is a predicted model, not a curated record. Gene Ontology annotation, cellular component: peroxisomal matrix. Gene Ontology annotation, biological process: fatty acid catabolic process; acyl-CoA metabolic process. Bases 1 to 954 code for a protein of 317 amino acids. NCBI's taxonomy places the organism in Eukaryota, Fungi, Basidiomycota, Pucciniomycetes, Pucciniales, Pucciniaceae. Gene Ontology annotation, molecular function: fatty acyl-CoA hydrolase activity.